This is a messenger RNA of Rhizoctonia solani, 2904 nucleotides long. Its product is annotated as PfkB family carbohydrate kinase. The record is from RefSeq and is a predicted model, not a curated record. Bases 1 to 2904 code for a protein of 967 amino acids. The transcript is spliced from 14 exons. Lineage: Eukaryota; Fungi; Basidiomycota; Agaricomycetes; Cantharellales; Ceratobasidiaceae. Gene Ontology annotation, cellular component: cytoplasm; mRNA cleavage factor complex. Gene Ontology annotation, biological process: D-ribose metabolic process; termination of RNA polymerase II transcription. Gene Ontology annotation, molecular function: mRNA binding; RNA polymerase II complex binding; ribokinase activity.
AUGGUCGCCACGACGCCGAUCGCGCCAAACCUCCCAGGUGCCAACCAAGCUGUGUCGGUCGCGGCCUCGGGAUCUGCGGUGGAGUUUGCUGGUUCGGUAGGCAGUGAUGGGGCUUGGCUCAAAGAGUUCCUCAAGGAACGCGGCGUUGGGACCGAUUUGAUGCUGGUUCAUCCAGGGAAACCUAGUGGAAGGGCAAUUAUUCAAACUACGCCUGAAGGAGAAAACGCGAUAUUUCUCUUCCCCGGGACCAACCACGCUUCGUACCCUGCCGAUUCACCAGCUCUGCAGCCAUAUCAUACCCAUCUGCUUCUUCAGAACGAAAUCUUGCUGUCAGAUACGGUUGAAACUCUAAGUGCCGCAUAUCAACAAGGCAUUGUUUCAAUAUUUAACCCCUCCCCGAUGUUGUCGCCAGAAGAGCUGCGUUUAUUCCCCUGGGAGAAGCUUUCGAUUCUCGUGGUUAACCAAGGAGAAGCAAGGUCGCUACUCGACGCCCUCGGGAAGCAGAAUCAGAAGCUGGCCGAUUCUGAGGGCAAAGUGAUACUCGACGCCCUCUACGCUUUACCUACGCUUUCCGGUCUCUCCGGCAUUGUUGUGACAUUGGGCGGAAGCGGCGCAGUUGCAAGUUUCUCGACGCCUAGUCGCCGGGAAACUAUUCAGCUUCCGGCAGCGCAAGUAAAAGUAAUUGAUACCACCGGGGCUGGGGAUACAUUUCUUGGCUACUUAUGCGGUUCGCUAAUGCGAGUUUCUGGAAAAACUUGGGACAUAAGCCAGCUUAAAGAAGCCCUUAAGCGGAGCAUCGUCGCAGCUAGCCUGUCGACAGAGCGACCGGGAGCGAUGAGUAGCAUUCCGUCGAACCUUGAAGUUGAAACCCAGCUUGCAACCUACCACAGCUAUCAGCAUGGUAUCAAGAACUGGCGUUCCCAAGCUGUGUCACCCAACAGCAACUACCACAUCGCGGCUGCAAGCCAAGUCAUCUGUUCUCCAGUCUCUCUGUCCGAAGGCACGAGGAUGGCCUACGUUCGGGGGUAUCAUAACGCACAUAUGGGAGGUCCCCAUGCCCAGGCUUACCCUCCUGCAAAUCACUAUCCGCAGGCCUAUUAUCAGCAGCAACCGCAGCAGCCACAACCGUUUCCCGACAACAUCCGAGAUCCAGUCGCUUUCCACCACAUGUUCAAUGAGCAGCUGUCAACACUGACAUUCAACUCCAAGGCGAUCAUCCAACAUCUCGGCUAUAUAUCGAAGCUUUACGCCAACUCCCCUAUGGCCCCUGUCAUCGCCGAAUCCAUCGAGCGACAAAUACACAAGGUUCCAGCUGCCAUCAAGCUGCCACCCUUUUAUCUUCUGGACUCCAUCGCGAAGAAUAUUGGGCAGCCUUAUAUAUCGUAUUUUACCAAUUUUAUCGUCCGUUUGUUCUUAGAUACGUACCAUGCUGUCGAUGCCCCGACUCGUGGCAAGAUGGAAGAAAUGCUGGUCACAUGGAGGACUGCCCAAUAUGGCAGGGAGCUCUUUGGUCAGAAUGUUCAACUAGCUAUCGAGCGCGGUGUCUGGGGCAGUGGCGCCGCCGAUACACGCAGUGGGCCGGGUCCCUCCAGGCAACAGACCAAGCCAAACAUCAACCAAGUCCUACUCGAGCUCGAUGUCACAUUGAGCAGCAAGGAGCGCAUGCUCGCCGCCAAUCCGAAUGACCGAGAAACAGCAUCGCACAUUGAUGUCUUGGUACAGCUGCGUAGCCUUGUGCAAAGUCGCACCGCCUCCGACGAAGAAUUGGCCGCCAUCCUUACUCAACUUCGCAGCCUCGCCAAGUCAUCCGCAGCAGCUCAGCCUCUACCCCCACCUCCAGUACCUGCACCGGCCCCUGCGCCUCACUACCCGUAUCAACAACAGCAAGCAUCGGCGCCACCACCAGCACCAGCCCCGACACCGGCGUCAUACUAUCAGAAGCCACCGUCUCAUACAUCAACACCAUUAGCUCCCGCUCCCGCGCCGAGUUUCGACCUUGCGGCCUUGUUGAAGACGGCUUCAGCAGCAUCAACACCGACACCUCCGAACCCUGUGGAAACACCCAAGCCGCCAGCUGCAGCACCAAUUAUUCCAAGCGACCUUUUGAAGAAUCUGAUUAGUGCAGCCAACGACUGCGAAGGAGAAACAGGCCGUGUCUGGAAGACCGAGGAUUAUGAUGAGACCAUUUUAGGAGUAGAUAUUCAACUGACUGCAGCGAGUAUCCAAAGAGAGCGUCCUCAAAUGGCAAACCUGUUAUAUAAUCGUCUUCCAUUACAAUGCAAACAGUGCGCUUUGCGCUUCCCUGCGGGCGAAGCCGGAAAGAAGAGUAUGGAGGACCAUCUUGAUUUACAUUUCAAGCAAAACCGCAAGGCAAGAGAAAACACCGGACGUGGCCAUAGCCGCAGUUGGUUCGUUUCGCGUAAUGACUGGAUACAUGGCGCUAGAGAUGCGGGUGAGAGCGUGACGACCGUCAAGGCACAGGCUGCUGCGGCAGAGGAGCGAUUAGCCAAGUUGCGUGAAUCGUAUGUAGUUGUUCCACCUGGCGAGGAGGCCAAGCCUGCGUUGUGCCCAAUAUGCAAAGAAUCAAUUAAGUCCGAGUACCUCGAAGAUGACGAGGAGUGGGUGUGGCGAAAUGCGGUCAACGUCAAGGGUCAGAUCUACCACGCAACAUGUUUUGACGAAGCGGGGCAAGUUGGCUCUCUCGCGUCACGGUUGCGGCUUGAGAUGGGUGCUACAGGCGGACACAGUCGCAGUAGAUCACUAACCCCAGAGCGAUUACCGGCUUCCCCUUUGACACGUAGUCCAGGCGGUACAAUCAGAGUUGCCGGUGUAAAGCGUAAAGCCGAAGACGAGGUGAACGUUAAAAUCGAACCUGGCUUGUCACCUAAACGUAUCGCAGUAUGA